Molecule: messenger RNA, 1733 nt
Organism: Eptesicus fuscus (big brown bat)
Lineage: Eukaryota; Metazoa; Chordata; Mammalia; Chiroptera; Vespertilionidae
Gene: ADO
Product: 2-aminoethanethiol dioxygenase
Exons: 2
Coding region: 349-1185 (278 amino acids)
Cellular component (GO): mitochondrion
Molecular function (GO): oxidoreductase activity, acting on single donors with incorporation of molecular oxygen, incorporation of two atoms of oxygen
Source: RefSeq, a predicted model, not a curated record
CUGUCCACCAUCAUAGGUACGGGCCGCAUCAAUGGAGCCUCGGGCUUAAGGCAAAGCCCGCCACGGUCCGCCAGGCCGGUACCUGCUCCUGGAUCGCGAGUGCCGGGCAAGGCCCGGGCGCGUGCGCGCUCGGAGGGGGCGUGAGGCAGGAGCGCCCGAUCGUUGCAAGCGCGUGGUUGCAGAGGUUAGCGGCCGCGGUGCCCCGCGCGCCCUACGAGCCGGUAGUUGCGGGGCCUCCCGCCCCGGGUGCGCGCAGCCGUGGCGGCCGCAGGUGACCGCAAGGGGCGGAGGAAAGGAGGGGGCCGGCCUCGGCACUCGGAGGAACCGCCGAGCCUGCCCCGAGACAACAUGGCCUCCCUGAUCCAGCGGAUCGCCCGCCAGGCGUGCCUCACCUUCCGAGGCCGCGGGGGCGGCCGCAGCGCUUCCGACCGCGGCGCGGUGCCAGGCCCUGAGGCGCCGAUGCCGCAGGGCUUCCCGGAGAACCUGAGCAAGCUGAAGAGCCUGCUCACCCAGGUCCGCGCAGAGGACCUGAAUAUCGCCCCGCGCAAGGCCACGCUGCAGCCGCUGCCACCCAACCUGCCACCCGUUACCUACAUGCACAUCUACGAGACGGACGGCUUCAGCCUCGGCGUGUUCCUGCUCAAGAGCGGCACGUCCAUCCCGCUGCACGACCACCCGGGCAUGCACGGCAUGCUCAAGGUGCUCUACGGCACCGUGCGCAUCAGCUGCAUGGACAAGCUGGAGGCGGGCGGGCAGCGACAGCGGGCCCCGCCGCCAGAGCAGCAGUUCGAGCCGCCGCUGCAGCCCCGCGAGCGGGACGCCGCCCGGCCUGGCGUGCUCCGCUCGCGGGCCGAGUACACCGAGGCCAGCGGCCCCUGCAUCCUCACGCCACACCGGGACAACCUGCACCAGAUCGAUGCUGUGGACGGGCCCGCUGCCUUCCUGGACAUCCUGGCCCCGCCCUACGACCCCGACGACGGCCGGGACUGCCACUAUUACCGGGUGCUGGAACCCGUCAGGGCCCAGGAGGCCCCCGGAUCGACCUGUGACCUGCCCCGAGAGGUGUGGCUCCUUGAGACCCCGCAGGCCGAUGACUUCUGGUACCUCAGUCUUGGCAUCCCAGGAGGACUCUGUCAUCACUCAUCUUUUCCAAAUGACUUUGAAUCUCGUGCUAUGGCUCUAUAGCUUGAUGAAGAAGCAAUAUAUCUCUAAUCCAGGGCUCUGCCCAUUGCUAUUGAACUCUAACAUGAGGAUAGUAACACUCAUGUAACUCUCCUGGUCUGAAUUCGGGACCUCUGAUCCCUUUAGUGCAAUGAGGCCUCUACUAUCAAAGAGGGAAAUCCUUUGUUAAGCCCCAUAUAAAUACUGAAUCUUCAGAUCCAGAGAUGUUUACAUUUCUGGAUUAAAAUCAGUGUACUUAACGGAAAAUAAAGGCAUGUUUGAAAUUGUUUGUAGGUAAGUCUUACUUGAUUAUUGCAAAAUAGAGAAGGAAAGUAUUACUUGCUACAAAUGACAUUUUUACUAACUGUUAAAGGUUCAUGGUCUAUACUGUAAGAUGAUGUACCAUCAACUGGUGGCCUGCAGAGUCUAAAGUUUAAAAUUUCCUUGAGAGUGAGCUUUGAAACAGUUGAUUGAAAACAUAAUCUGAAACUAUUUAAUGUUUAAUCAUACUAUUUUGCUGCAACAGAAAAUGUUUUCUUUUUAACCUAAGGAAAAAUAAAAUUGUGCAAGGA